Pestalotiopsis fici W106-1 is the source of this 1542-nucleotide messenger RNA. RefSeq lists its product as uncharacterized. Lineage: Eukaryota; Fungi; Ascomycota; Sordariomycetes; Amphisphaeriales; Sporocadaceae. The coding region runs from base 1 to 1542 and encodes 513 amino acids. The transcript is spliced from 5 exons. Gene Ontology annotation, biological process: carbohydrate metabolic process. The record is from RefSeq and is a predicted model, not a curated record. Gene Ontology annotation, molecular function: calcium ion binding; hydrolase activity, hydrolyzing O-glycosyl compounds.
AUGGCGGACGAGCAAAAGCCCACGGCGGAGAACAUGACGAUGCUCCAGGGCUUCGAGUGGUAUGUCCCGGCAGACCAGAAACAUUGGGUACGGCUCGAGAAGAAUGUCGCUGAGCUGAAGAAAUGGGGCGUCGACAACAUCUGGAUUCCACCAGCUUGCAAAGGCUCCUCCACAAGCGGCAAUGGCUACGACAUCUAUGAUUUGUAUGAUCUGGGUGAGUUCGACCAGAAGGGAGGCGUCGCUACCAAGUGGGGAACCAAGGACGAGCUUUUGAAGCUCGCAGCCACGGCCAAGCACCACAAUGUUGGCCUGUACUUUGACGCCGUCUUGAACCACAAGUUUGCUGGGGAUCGCAAGGAGAAAUGCCAAGCUGUCGAGGUCGACCAGGAAGAUCGCAACAAGGAAAUCAGCGACCCCUACGAGAUUGAGGCGUGGACUGGCUUUCAUUUUCCGGGACGCAAAGGCAAAUACAGCAAAAUGAAGUGGCAUUGGUACCAUUUCAGCGGUGUCGACUACAAUGCCGCUAAUGACCAGACUGGCAUCUUCAAGAUCCUCGGCGAUAAGAGCAAAGGCUGGGCAGAUGAUGGAGACGUCGACAGUGAAAAGGGCAACUACGAUUUCUUGAUGGGCUCAGAUAUCGACUAUGACCACCCACAAGUGGUGGAAGAUACGCUCAAUUGGGGCAAAUGGCUCGCCAAGGAGUUGCCUCUCAAAGGCAUUCGUUUUGAUGCCAUCAAGCACUAUAGCGAAGAGUUUCUACGCCACUUCAUCACCACGAUGGACAAGGAAUAUGGCGAGGGUUGGUUCUUCGUUGGUGAAUUCUGGAAGGAUUCACUCGACGACAUGACGCGAUACCUCGACCGCAUGCAGAAGAAGUUUUCUCUGUUCGAUGCGCCUCUCGUCUACAACUUUAGUGAAAUCAGCAAAGGGGACGGCGCCGACCUCAGACAGGUCUUUGACGGUACUCUCGUGUCCGUGAUGCCCGUCAAUGCUGUCACAUUGGUGAUGAACCAUGACACGCAACCGUAUCAAGCUUUGGAGGCACCAGUAGAGGACUGGUUCACGCCACUGGCAUAUGCCCUUAUCCUGCUGCGAGAAUCUGGAUACCCCUGUAUUUGGUACGGUGAUUUGUAUGGCGUUGACCCCAAGGGCGAACAUCCAUUCCCUCCGUCAUGCAGUGGAGCGCUGCCCAAACUUGCCCUGGCACGCAAGCUAUACGCAUAUGGAAAACAGGCGGAUUACUUUGACUUCCCGACUUGUCUUGGAUGGGUCCGGUACGGCACGUGGGACCGGCGGUUCGGCUGCGCCACUGUGAUCAGCAACGCUGGCCCCGGUGAGAAGCGCAUGCACGUUGGCGAGAUGCAUGCGGGUGAAGUUUGGACUGAUGUUCUCGGCUGGUCCGAUCGGGAAGUCACCAUUGACAACGAAGGUUUUGGUGUAUUUGUGUGCGGUGGCACGAGCGUCAGCAUCUUCGUAAAUCGGGAUGCUGAAGGCAGAGAAAAGUUCUCUGAGACAUUUAAUGACAAGAUUUACGACGAAUAG